AUGGAUCUUAAACAACAUCUUCUUGAUUCCGAUUUUACUAACUCUCUUGCAGAUGCAUCCUUGUUUAUCCAUGGCUCCGGCUCUCAUCUCAUAUAUGUCCUUGUCUAUGUCGACGAUAUCAUCGUCACUGGGACUCACUCACGCACCAUUGAUGCUGUUCUCACUGCCUUUUCAGACCGUUUUUCCAUCAAGGAUCCCGUUGAUCUUCAUUACUUUCUUGGCAUUGAAGUUUCUCGGUCCAAACGUGGUAUGCAUCUCAUGCAACGCAAAUACAUUCAUGAUCUCCUCCUCAAGACCAACAUGUCCGACGCAAAGCUUGUCUCUACGCCUUUGUCGACCACGCCUAAAUUAACGCUCACAAGCGGGGCUCCUCUUGCUGACCCCUCUCAAUAUCGCUCUGUUGUGGGGAGUCUCCAAUACCUUUCGUUCACUCGACCAGAUCUCUCCUAUGCUGUCAGUCGCCUAUCUCAGUUCAUGCAUCGCCCAACACAGGAUCACUGGCAAGCCGCCAAACGAGUCCUUCGCUAUCUUGCUGGUACUUCAACUCAUGGUAUUUAUCUUCAUGCUUCAUCUCCUAACUCUCUACACUGUUUUUCGACGUCUCCUGUUAAACUCCAUGGCUUCUCUGAUGCGGAUUGGGCGGGAGAUACUGAUGAUUAUAUCUCUACCAAUGGCUAUGUUAUUUACCUUGGUCGCAACCCCAUCUCUUGGUCAUCCAAAAAGCAGUCUGGUGUUGCCCGAUCAUCGACCGAAGCUGAAUAUAGAGCUGUUGCUAAAACUACUGCAGAACUCUGUUGGUUGUCUUCCUUGUACUCUGAAUUGCGCAUACAACUCCCUUCUGCUCUUGUCAUCUAUUGUGAUAACAUUGGUGCUACAUAUCUCUGUGCCAACCCGGUCUUCCAUUCCUGA
This is a messenger RNA of Camelina sativa (false flax), 909 nucleotides long. Lineage: Eukaryota; Viridiplantae; Streptophyta; Magnoliopsida; Brassicales; Brassicaceae. The record is from RefSeq and is a predicted model, not a curated record.